Messenger RNA from Ornithorhynchus anatinus (platypus), 6612 nucleotides. RefSeq names its product translocation associated membrane protein 2 (gene TRAM2). Bases 63 to 1184 code for a protein of 373 amino acids. Gene Ontology annotation, biological process: SRP-dependent cotranslational protein targeting to membrane, translocation; protein insertion into ER membrane. The transcript is spliced from 11 exons. Lineage: Eukaryota; Metazoa; Chordata; Mammalia; Monotremata; Ornithorhynchidae. The record is from RefSeq and is a predicted model, not a curated record. Gene Ontology annotation, cellular component: endoplasmic reticulum membrane.
UUUCCGUCGGUCCUUCCUCCCUCCCGUCCAGCCGGUCCCUGCCGCCGCGGGGGCGGGCGGCCAUGGCGUUCCGGCGGAGGACCAAAAGUUACCCGCUGUUCAGCCAGGAGUUCGUCAUCCACAACCACGCCGACAUCGGCUUCUGCCUGGUGCUCUGCGUCCUCAUCGCGCUCAUGUUCGAGGUCACGGCGAAGACUGCCUUCCUAUUUAUUUUACCUCAGUAUAAUAUUAGCAUGCCCACCACAGACAGUGAGACGGUUCAGUAUCACUACGGGCUGAAGGAUCUGGUCACCAUCCUUUUCUACAUCUUCAUCGCCAUCAUCCUGCACGCCGUGGUACAGGAAUACAUCCUGGAUAAAAUCAACAGGCGGCUUCAUCUCUCCAAGAUCAAACACAGCAAGUUCAAUGAAUCUGGGCAGCUGGUAGCCUUUCAUCUCAGCUCCUCGGUCUGGUGCUUCUACAUAGUUGUGAUGGAGGGAUAUUUAUCAAACCCGAGAAGCCUCUGGGAAAACUACCCUCACGUCUAUCUCCCCUUCCAGGUGAAGUUUUUCUACCUUUGUCAGCUGGCAUACUGGCUGCACGCCCUGCCCGAGCUUUACUUCCAGAAGGUGCGCAAGGAGGAGAUCCCCCGUCAGCUCCAGUACAUCUGCCUCUACCUGGUCCACAUAGCGGGCGCGUACCUCUUGAACCUGACCCGCCUGGCCCUGAUCUUGCUGCUGCUGCAGUACGUGGCCGAGUUCUUCUUCCACACCGCCCGGCUCUUCCACUUCACCGACGAGAACAACGAGAAGCUGUUUAACGCCUGGGCGGUGGUGUUCGUGGUCACCCGCCUCUUCACCCUCACCCUCACGGUGCUGACCAUCGGCUUUGGCCUGGCUCGGGCAGAAGACCAGACCUUUGACCCCGAGAGAGGAAAUUUCAACACCUUGCUCUUCAGGCUCUGCGUGCUGCUGCUGGUGUGUCUCUCCCAGGCCUGGAUGAUGUGGCGGUUCAUCCAUUCCCAGCUGCGCCGCUGGCGGGAAUACUGGAACGAGCAGAGCGCCAGGAAGAAAGCCGCUGCCCCCACGGUGCCCCCCCGACAGCAGGCCAAGUUCCUCAGGAGGGAAGCCGGCUACCAUGAAAACGGAGUGAUGAAAGCAGAGAACGGAACAUCCCCCCGAACCAAGAAGCUCAAGUCUCCUUAAAGCCAAAGCCCCGUGAGUGGAAGCGGGCACCAGGAAGGAGUCCCGGGGCUAAGCCACCACGCCCUCCUCCUCCUCCGACAGCUGAAAUGCGUCUUCGACAGGUUUCGUGUUUUCCUCUCCCUCCUUUUCUUCGUCCCCUCUUUUUUAUAAACCGUUUUCAAUCAAACCAAAAAUCUCCUUUCCUUUUCCUUCUCCUCGCUGAGCCUCCUUCCUGCCAUUCCUCUGGGCUGGAUCACAGAGAAGCCCGGGAUCUCUCGCUCUCUCUCCUCUGGCCUUUGCUCUUUUUCAGUCCUGGCCCCUCCACCCCCUUUCUUCCGUUUCUUUUCCCCUCCCUCUCCCCUUCUCUCCACAGGUGUGUUUUUAUCACUGUGCAAUCUUUUCUCUGUGUAACGUUUGGCCGGGGGGGGGGGGCGGGGGGGGACCUCACCCGAAGGAACCUCGAUGCCCCCGGCUCGGGCCCCCCUCUGCUCUCCGGUCGCCCUGUGGGGGUGGCAGGGAGAGGCUCCAGGCCCGCUUCCCGUCAGGCCCGGACAAGCCCUCCGGGGCCUCCUGGACUAAAACUACCAGCCAUGCUGCGGCAAGCAGUCGAUGAAUCCUCGAUGAAUCCCGCCUCGGACAGCUCGGGAGACCACCCGGCCCGUGAGAGCCCCGGUGGAGAGAAUGGGCUGGGCUGGCAGGGAGGGGGCAACCCCUGCCCCCCUCCCCGGGCCGAUCCCGGCCACGGUCCUGCCCUCGACCACGUGCGUCAGGAAACAGAAAGACACACCGGUUGGCACUGCUUGUCUCCAUCCCUUCAGGAGUCCAGCUUGGCCCUGGACCAGCUCUUCCUCCCGGACUCUGGCCCACCCCGGACCUCGGGGCUCUCUCCCAGAACAGCCUCCGCCAUCCUCGGCCGUGACUGCCGUGGGCGGCCGACGGUGGGGCGGGGGUGCUGAAGCCCCUAGAAGCCGCUCUUCCUAGUAACUAGGUUUCUUCUGCGUCGGACCCGGGGACCCAUCAGGACCGCCCGGUACUCCUGCCCCUCCGGGCCGUGUCGAUGCCCUUCCGGGCCUCGGGGCCCUCGCCGCACGUUGUCUUGGUCCCGAGCCCCGGUUCCGAGCAGCCACGUCCGACCGGAAGCUGAGAGGCCCGGCUCCCCGGUAAAACCCCGGCCCGUUCCUGGAAUUGACCCCGGCCGGCCUCUUGGAAGGUCCUUCAAGGAGGAGACCUGACAGGAGGAUCCGAGCUGCCAAAUGGGAUGUGGCCGUCUCUGGGACACCAGCAUUUGCUUCGUUUCAGGCUGGCGCUCUGACGCCUUUCGACCGAGGGAAGAAGGGAGUCGGGGAGGGAGGGAAGGAAGGAAAGAGGGAACGCCUCCCUCCUCUCUGCCCUCCUGUUUCCUGCUGGGGAAGGAGGCGGAGAUAGAGGGGCCGGGAUCGGCUUCCGAAGCGGGUGCAGGGUGGGAGGGAGAGAAGAGAUGUAUCUGUCGGUCAUCUCCCCUCCUGCUCCCCGUUCGCGCUCGUCCACGGGACCCCAAGCCGGGCAGCUGGUCGGGAGUUGGCCAGUCUCAGGGAAGGACGGGGGCCAUUUCUGCGUCCUGUUUAGUUUGAGCCACGCCCUGGGGCGACGUCAACAGCUGGCUCUCUGGAUUCUCCUCAGGAGAGAUAGUGGCCGCCGCUUGCCAGACGGCCCCCAGAUGAGCCAGCCGUUUGUCCCACCUCCCCACCGGCCUCCCGGCCGCGGCCUCGCCGUCCCCGCCCCUGCCUUUCCAGCCCCGCGGCCAGCAGAGAGUCCCGUUUCCUACCAGAAGCCGGGGCGAGGGGCAGCUGUGUGCCGAGGUAGAGUGAAGCUUUGCCCUGACUCCGGGUUCACCAGGGCCCUGGGUUUUAUCCCCUCCGCAGAGUUCCCAGGACACCUCUGUGUGGUCCCUACACCCCAGAGAAUGACUUCGACUCGGUUUUCUCCAGAGAAAGAGUAGGCAGAAACUGGGUCAGGGCGGGGUCGGGAUGUGGGCAGAAAGUGUAGGAAUGAGGGCCCAGCCUGAAGAGAUCGAGGUUGGGGUGUCAGCCAUUUGGCCAGAGAAAUCUUAGCCCAAGCCCACAGCGGCAGCCUGCUUCUGGGCUGCUUCAUUUCAGCCGCCACAGCCCAAGUGGAAUGGGCGAGUUGUCAGGAGGGUGCCCCCUCUGCCCGGCUUCCAGGAGGGCAACCCAAUUUGCCCCGGCUACCAGGAGGAACCCCCUCUGUCCUCCCGGUGUUGGAUCUCUUGGCCACAUCCGCUGCCGGCUGGCCCUGAUUCACGGCAGCGGUUGUGGUUAGGCUCCCUGUAUCCCAUGCGUUCACCCCGUGUCCCAGACGGAAGGGCCCCGCCACCUGCCAAGUGCCACUGGUACACACCUGGCCCCCGCCCUCCUCCGCCUCCCAACACCCUCUCGCCGGGGCGGGAGUAUAAGGGUUGAAUCUACCUCAGACGCCACCCUGGGUUCUCGUGCCUUACUCUGCGUUGGCUGACGGCGCUUUGGGAAGAGGGAGAGCGGAGUAGGUGGAUUCGGGACGGGCGGUUGGACGUCACUUUGGCAGGCGGGGAUGGGCAGCUCGGGGGCAUCGGGUCCCUCUCGUGGGAGCGUCACUUCGGCGCUUCGAUGGGGCAUCUUCGGCUGGGCCCCAGGCGUGGCUGUGGCAGGUCGGUGGCGCCGCGGUAAGUCGCCGGGGAGAGGGCUGGGCGGGGGUGGGAGGACCCGGCUGCGCUGUAGUUACAGAGAAAAAGAGGGGAGGGAGCCGAGGGUGGGGAGGAGCUGCUUCCCAUCGUUUACAGUGGCACCCGUGCCCACCCGCCUAGCUGGCGCAGGCAGUGAGAAUUCUCUGCGUUCCCUGGCCGAGAAAUGGCCUCGCUGACCAAGGAGGCCCCAGAUCCCACCCUGGCAGAUUUACCUCUGAGCGGAAUCCCUCUGGGUCUAGCGCCUCUCCAGCGGGUUGCUUUAGUCAAAGGAGAGGAACCUCUUCCCGACACAGUGUCGGCUGACCUGCCCCUGGUCGGGCCAAGAGGAUCAUCCCCAGGUGCCUGGUAGCAGGCAGCCUGGCCCCAGUGGAAAGAGUCAGAGGACCUAGGUUCGAAUCCCAGCUUUGCCACUUGCCCGCAGGGAGACCUCGGGCAAGUCGCUUCUCUGAGCCUCGGUUUUCCGGCAGAGGAAAUACCUAUUCUAUUCUCCUCCUUAUUUGGGCCGUAAGCCCCAUGUGGGAUGGGGCCUGGGUCCAUCCUGAUUGUCUCAUAUCUCUACCCCAGCACUUAGUAUGCUGUCUGGCACACAGUUAGCUCUGAAUAAAUACCAUUUAAAAACAACCCCAACAACAACAAAAAAGUAACCCCUUGUGGCCCGGCAGUGAUGGGUUCAGGCCGGAUGAUGGAUAAUCUCAGUCUUUUUCCUCAGGCUUGAAGCGGGCUCCCUUCCAAACCCUCCCCCGUGGAUCUAGCUGUCUGUCUAUUUCUCCCCUCCCCUCCUCCCUCCGCUUUCCUGGAUUACCGCCCCUUCCUCCCCCGACACCCAGCUCCUCCCAUUCCCACAAUAGAAACCAGCCAUCACCAGCAAAAAUGGAAUAUUCUCAUCUCCCCUCCCAUCAAUCAAUCCAGUGGUAUUUAUUGAGCGCUUACUGUGGUAGAUUACAAAAGAAUACGUAAAGACGCGACCGUCGUCCUUAAGGAGUUGUCGUCUAGCAGAUUAUAACGGAGCGUGACCGUCUCCCGUGCCCCUCCCUACCAUCCCAAGCCUUCCACCCGCCUCGUCUACAAGGGUGGCACCCGGAACCAAAGGGCUACCGGAAAAAGCAAUUCAGACUCCCCAGAACCCUGCGGCCUGGGGAGGCGGCCCCUCUCCCCGGCUUCUUUACAGCGGUUUUGUGAUUCCCACAAGUAGAUCGUUACCCUUUUUGUAUCGGAAGUGCCUUACAUUGCCAUAUAUCUUUGUAUUCUUACAUAUGUACUGUACAGAUGGCCCCAUCCACUGCCGGAGAGCCCGGCUGUGGGCCCCGGGCAGCCUUGAACGUCACACCCGAGCGGGGUGGUUUGUCAACGGGUCGGGCUGUCUCGGUGGGGGGGCCUCAUCGGUUCCUCUGUCUUCGUUUUAGUUCUGGCAUUUUAGCCCGUAGAGUUUUGUGUUUUCCUUGACCCUCGUUUCGGCGGCCGGGCUCGGCCGUCCCCAGUCACGGCCCGGUCGGGAGGCGGGAGAGGGUGGUCGACGCCUGCUCGGCGGCGUGGGGUUCAGCUGGCGUCCGUCGUUUUCUCUGCCUCCCCUCGGCUCCUGGUCUAGAACCACAGCCCAGGCUCGCCCGCACCCCCUGGGCCCUCUCCCGACUGAAGUACUGUACCUCUUACCGAACCCCCUCUCUCUCCCGGAUCGAUUGCCUCAAUUCAACCCAAAGUGUUGGCUCUUACGCUUUGCCUCCUUCCAGAUCCGAGGGUUGACGCUCACGAACACAGCUGCCCGUUGCAGAGAGAGCCGAGCCGAUGACCCCCGGUGUCGUACAACUCUGCUCUGGAAGUUCUCAAUUCAGUGUUGUCUAUGUUAUCUCCCCCCCCACCCACACACCCGGGGUGUGCAAUAGCCCUCCCAGGACCUGUUCUCGACGUGGGCCUGUCCACGACGAAACCCUGAAAAUGGGAGGGAGAUUGGGAUCGAUUGGAGGGGGACGCUCCAUCCCGGACCCCAGGGAGACUCCAAACCCUUUCUCUCUCUGGUUGGUCUCUCCAGGCUCCGGGUCUCGUCGGCAGUCUGACGGAACCGGGAGCGUUUUGUAGAAACCGUUUUCAUUUUUAUUUUUUUGGACUUGUUGAAUACUUCCUCGCGACGGGGCAUUAGUAAGUCAUUUUUGAAUCUGAACCAAGCCCCUGGAGGGAGGGGAGGUGGGGGCUUAAGGGAUAACAUUCGGGUCGGGGGGGGGGCUUAAGGGAUGUUGAGACUUUGCGGGCUUCCCUCUUCUAUCUGUGGGAGGGGUGGAGAGAACGUUUGCUCCGAAGUCUCAGCCCAAGCGGGUGACUCAAAAUUGAACCCGGGCAAGGUCGGGAGAUCGGGUGAGGAGGGGUCAACAGCGGCGCGCGGUCAUUCCACCCUCCUCCCGGGGCCCCGAACCACCCUCCUUACGUACGAUGGGCUCCCAUCGUCUUCCUUUCCCCCCUUCAUCCCGUUCGUCUUGCGGACCAAAUUUCAACAAGGAUCUCAAGGAAAAUUUGUACCUGCCGUAUUUAUGCUUUAGUGUUAAAGGGUUUGUGUUGUUUUUGUCUUCGUUUUCGGUGAGCCGUUUCCGAAUUCCUCUCCGUGUAUUUUGUUCCCCUGUCCGGUUUAAAAACGAGCUACCAUUUUGUAUGGAAUUUUUGUUAGUGUGCGUUUCGAAAACAAACGACCCACAAAAAUAUUUUCUGAAAUAACUGCAUAAAAAGCAUAGAAUUAUCACUCAGUCA